GAAGCAUAUUGUCUUGGAUAACGAGUCAAGAAAAAAGACUUAACUAAUGACCAUACAUAUUUCAUUUAAUGUGAUUAAACUGUAUUAUGGCAUUGCCUACUGCCUCAACACACAGCAGCAAAGAAACAAACCAUCUGGACUCUAUAUUGGAGGAUGGAAAACUAGAGAAAACAUUCCUAGAUUUCAGUGGGAAAACAACAGCACAUGGAUGUGGACAAAUAGCAAAAGCAAAGUAUAAGAUAUUAAAGCUUAUCUGGAUGGUCAUAUUUUUUGGAGCACUGUCAUUUGCUACAUACAGCUCUGGCAUAAUGUUUAUGAAGUACUAUAAAUAUCCAACGAAAGAUGUUGUUUCCCUUACCUAUGAUGAUUUGGAAUUUCCAUCAGUUACAUUUUGCAAUUUACAACCAUUUGCUCUAAGCAGUACAAUAACAUUUUCACCAGAUGAUAUCCUUGGGCCAAAUAACACACUGACUGCAUUGCUGCAAUUCAUGUUCAAUGUUAGAAGUAUUUUCAUCAAUCCUAACAAGCUAGGGCUUGGUGAUAUGUUCCAGAGAUAUUUAAAUAGGAUCAUAUCUUAUCAAUUUGUUUAUGAGAAUGUAAAUGCAUAUGAAACUGAGCCAUAUGUACAUGAUUUGAAAAAUUUCCUGAUCGGUUGUACUUUCAAAGGGGAGCAAUGUAACAGAAGCAUGUUUGUACUUCAGAAAGACAGCCACUAUCACAACUGCUACACUUUCAAUGGAAUUGGCUCUAAUAACUUCAACAAGAAUGUAUCCAAGACUGACCCAGGCUCAGGGCUAAGCUUAGUUGUCUUUACAGAUACAUAUACCGACACUUUAACAUCGGACCCAGGUGUUAUCUACAAUCCAUCAGACCCUACAAGCGGCAACAAUGGAAUCCGUGUGAUUGUACACAGUCCAAAAACCAGGCCUGCACCAGUGGAUAAAGGUUUUGAUGUCCCUAAUGGUUUUUCAACUACAGUAGCAUUGCGAGCCACUAGGAGAACGUUGCUUACAGAACCACAUGGUGAUUGCACAACUGACGCAUCAAAUAAAGGUACUGAGUAUCGUUACACCACUGACAUCUGCUAUGAGCAAUGUCAUCAGGACAUCAUCACUCAAAAAUGUGGAUGUAAGUCAUCUCAUUUUAUUCCUCCAAGAAAUGAGACAGGUUUUCAAUAUUGUGGAAAACUCAACAUAACAAACCUUCUUUCAGGAGAUGAUACGAGUAAAGAAAGUAUACUGGAGGAUUUCACACAUCUGGAAUGUGAGAAAAGUGUGAUUGAUACAUUCUGGUCUAAUGUUACGAUGGUCUCUAAAUGUAACUGUCGACCACCUUGUAACAGUACAUACUAUAUUAAGACAACAUCACAAGCUGUAUGGCCAAAUGAAUUCACACAACAAAGUUUCUACAAAACCUAUGUGAAUAUCACUGACUCAACUGCACGUCCAAAUAUUCUAUUCCAAGGUCUCACCCCUAAAGAGAUCAAAGAUAGAGGACUCAUUCAGAAAAACUUUCUGAGGUUAAACAUCUAUUUUGAAGAUUUACAAGUAGAAGAAACAUCCCAAGAGGCUGAUUACCCAAUCACACAAGUGAUAUCAGACAUUGGAGGGAACAUGGGAUUUUAUGUGGGCGUCUCUGUCAUUACACUAGUGGAGUUCCUCUCCCUUAUUGGAGCCCUUCUCCUCAUCUUCUUUAAGAGUUGCAUCAAGGCAGGUGGGAAACUUAGGGAAGCCAAAGUAUCAGAUGUGAACAUUCAACCUGCACAUUCCCUUGAGAAUAAACUAGGGGCUCAAUACACAUAUGAAUAUAAAAGCUACAAUGAUAUGAUAUCCAGAUAAAAAUGGUAUGAAAAGUGGGGAUACACAGAACAAAAUAUCAUGACAAUAGACAUGAUAGAUGAUGGCAAAUACAGUCAGUAAAAUGUGCAUAGCGUAUGGAAUGACUUUUACAUUUUUGGUGAAAUUGUUCCAUUAUAAUGAAAUAAGAUGUUCCUUAUAGAGAGGAUUCAUAUUUC
This is a messenger RNA of Owenia fusiformis, 2014 nucleotides long. The record is from the annotation of a GenBank genome assembly. Lineage: Eukaryota; Metazoa; Annelida; Polychaeta; Sabellida; Oweniidae.